AUGACAGCGGUAACUACGAUAAGACCAAGGAGCGACGCCCGCUCGGCGGAGGCCUCCAUCAGGUUCGAGCCGGAGAUCGGGUACGGGGCCAACGCCGGGCUCUCCAAGGCCGUGAAGUUCCUGGAGCAGUUCAAGGCCAAGUACCCCGAGGUGGGGUGGGCGGAUUUGAUCCAGAUGGCCUCCGCCUGCGCCGUGGAGGCGACUGGCGGGCCUGUCAUCCCCAUGAGGUACGGCCGCGUGGACGCAAUGGACGGCAGCGCAUGCCCUGGAAGGACCUCGCGCGGCACGGGCGACAACGCGGGCCUCCCCGACGCCCUGCCCCCGUUCGGGUGCGGGGCCGCGGACGCCGCGACGCAUCUGAGGAACAUCUUCAACCGAAUGGGCUUCGACGAUGAGGGCAUCGUCGCCCUCAGCGGUGCGCACACCAUUGGCCGUGCCUUCAAGGAGCGCAGCGGGACCGUGGAGAACGGCUACGGCGACGCGACGGCCUCGAAGUACACGGGCAGCGGAUGCCCGGUGCGUCACGACGCGGCGCCGGGCGUCGGCAUGAGCGGCGGGAAGUCGUGGACGCCGAACUGGCUGACAUUCGACAAUUCCUAUUUUAUUCAUGUGAGAAGCGCCCAGGACCAGGAGCUCAUCUGCUUCCCUACUGACGCUGCCCUCCACCAGGACCCGGGCUUCAAGCCGUUUUUCGAUAAGUUCGCGGAGUCCAAGGAUCGAUGCCUUCUUCAAGUCGUACGCCAGGGCCCACCAGAAGUUGUCGGAGCUGGGCUCCAAGUUCGAGCCCGCCGGCGGUUUCGUUCUCCAGCCGUCGUCCAAGCUCUGACGCCGAUGCCGACAGCUCGGGCUGGCGCAGGCACUCCACCAGUAGGACCUCGCUCGCAGUUCCCCGCGCGCUCCCCCGCCCUCGCCCACUCGCCCCUGCGCACGCCCCGCUUCUCCGGUGCUGCGCGCACUCUCCCCCCGUCGGGCACUCCGCUCCGUGCGCGCGCCUCGUCCAUCUCCGCCGCCGGGACCCUCGCGCGUCCCACCCCGCUCCGUCCCUCCAUGGUAUGGGUGGCUCCCGUGAGCUGCCGCCGAGCAGUGCUCUCCUCCCUCGCCCGCCUCGGCCGCCGCGCGCCCGCCGCCCGACGGGACCAGACCCGGCUCGGACCGCAGCCGCGGUGGCUCUGCCGCCGGGCGGCUGUGGCGCAGCAAACAGCGCAG
Prorocentrum cordatum is the source of this 1206-nucleotide messenger RNA. NCBI's taxonomy places the organism in Eukaryota, Dinophyceae, Prorocentrales, Prorocentraceae. The record is from the annotation of a GenBank genome assembly.